Messenger RNA from Staurois parvus, 348 nucleotides. NCBI's taxonomy places the organism in Eukaryota, Metazoa, Chordata, Amphibia, Anura, Ranidae. The record is from the annotation of a GenBank genome assembly.
UCAUGCUGCUGCCAGGUCCAGAGUCUCAUCAUGGGUCCCUGUACGGCCUCCCAUUGCUUGCUGCUUGUCUCCAUCGCCACACUCUGCCAUGUGCCACUUUCAGGUCUCCUCACACUGCUGGUGUGUUCCAUUUUUUGUCAUAGGGUGCUGGCAGAUUACGGGCCUCCCAUAGCUGCUGCCAGGCCCCUAAUCUGCCAUGGGCCCCUGUUACCCGCCUCCUCAUGCUGCUGCCAGGUCCAGAGUCUCUCAUGGGUCCCUGUACGGCCUCCAUUGCUGCUGUCUCCAUCGCCACACUCUGCCAUGUGCCACUUUCAGGUCUCCUCACACUGCUGGUGUGUUCCAUUUUUU